GUGCUUUGAGCAGCGAGCGGAAAACUUGCAUGCGUGUGAAUACAAACAUUUUAUUUAUUGAAUGAUAUUGGAACUGUUUAGAAAUGGCAGCUGAUAAGCUGGCGCCCAAUCCGCGAGAGACGGCUAACUGUCUCUCUGCCGUUAUGUUCUGCUUUGCGCUACCCAUUUUAUUCAAGGGACGCAAAAAGAAGUUGGAGCCCAACGAUCUAUAUGAUGUGCUCAGUGAGCAUAAAGCUGAAAAAUUGGGCGAGAAGCUUUACCGAACCUGGGAAGCCGAUUUCAAGGCGCAAGGUAAAAAGGGUGCCAAGAAGCCGAGCAUGUUACGAGUGGUGCUCAAGGUAUUUGGAUGGGAGCUGAUCAUAUCGGGCAUUGUAAUAUUAGUUUUAGAGCUGGGCCUGAGAGGUACCAUUCCAUUGCUGCUGGCCGGUCUUAUAAACGAGUUUACCUUAUAUGGGAAUGGCAGCAGUCUUAAGGCCCAGCUCUAUGGCCUUGGACUGGUGUCCUGCACUGUGUUCAGCGUGCUGCUGUUCCAUCCGUUUAUGAUGCACAUGAUGCAUCUGGCGAUGAAGAUGAGAGUGGCCGUCAGCAGCGCCAUCUAUCGGAAGGGCUUGCGGCUGAGCCGUACGGCUCUGGGAGGCACAACAACGGGACAGGUUGUGAAUCUGGUGUCCAAUGACUUGGGUCGCUUUGAUCGUGCCCUGAUCCACAUGCACUUCCUGUGGCUCGGUCCACUGGAGCUGUUGAUCGCCUCGUACUUCCUAUAUGCGCAGAUCGGCGUCGCCGCCUUCUAUGGCAUUGCCAUACUUUUGCUCUAUGUGCCGCUGCAAACGUACCUGAGCCGGUUGACCUCGACGUUGCGCCUGCGCACAGCGCUGCGCACGGAUCGACGUGUCCGAAUGAUGAACGAGAUCAUAGCCGGCAUCCAGGCGAUCAAGAUGUACGCCUGGGAGCAGCCGUUUGAGCAGAUGAUCGCCAAAGCGCGAGUCAGCGAAAUGAAUGUCAUACGCAAGGUGAACUAUAUUCGCGGCAUCCUAUUGUCGUUUGAGAUAACCCUGGGACGCCUGGCCAUCUUUGCCAGCCUGCUGGCCUAUGUGCUUUCCGGAGGUCAGGUCACGGCGGAGCAGGCAUUUUGUGUGACGGCCUUUUAUAAUGUCCUGCGACGGACCAUGAGCAAAUUCUUUCCCAGUGGCAUGUCUCAAGUGGCGGAGCUGUUGGUCUCGUUGCGCCGCAUAACAGUCUUUAUGAUGCGCGAUGAGACAGAUGUGGGCAUGUUGGAGGAGGAGCCGGAGGAGGAAAAGGCGGCGGAGAGCAAGAAACUACUAGCGAAUGGCAAUCAGCAACAGUUGAGCUCGGAUAUUGGUGUUGAGAUCAAGCAGCUGAGAGCACGUUGGGAUACGCAGCAUGGGGAGCCCAUUUUGGAUGACAUCAAUUUGGAACUGAGGAGCCAGCAGUUGGUCGCUGUCAUUGGACCAGUGGGCGCCGGCAAAUCCGGUCUCAUCCAGGCCAUUCUCGGUGAGCUGCCCGCGGAGGCGGGCGAGGUGAAGCUGAACGGACGCUGCUCCUAUGCAUCACAGGAGCCGUGGCUAUUCUGUGCCAGCGUGCGCGACAAUAUACUCUUUGGCCAGCCGCUGGAUAGGCAGCGUUAUCGAACGGUGGUCAAGAUGUGUGCACUGGAGCGAGACUUUGAGCUGUUGGAUCAGGGCGACAAGACCCUUGUGGGGGAACGGGGAGUCUCGCUCUCUGGCGGACAAAAGGCGCGCAUUAGCCUCGCACGCGCUGUCUAUCGCAAGGCCGAUGUUUAUCUGCUCGACGAUCCGCUAAGUGCUGUGGACACGCACGUGGGGCGACAUCUGUUCGAGAAAUGCAUGCGAGAGUUUCUGCGCAAGAAGCUCGUCAUCCUGGUCACGCAUCAGCUGCAGUUCUUGGAGCACGCCGAUCUGAUUGUGAUCAUGGACAAGGGCCGCGUUUUGGACAUAGGCACCUAUGAGCACAUGCUCAAGAGCGGACAGGACUUUGCCCAGCUGCUGGCACAGCGUGAGCCCGAGGAGAACGAAGAGGAGCAGCAGGCGGAGGCGGACGUGGACUCAGCUGGUGCAGGUGAUGCCAACGAAAUCUCGAACUCGUACUCACGCCAGAAUAGCGUCGAGAGCCGCACCAGCCUCUCCACCAUGGACUCCAGUGCGAACGAUUCGUUGAUGGCAGCAAAGGAGCGCCCAAAGGAAGUUCAGGAAUCCCGCUCGUCCGACAAAAUUGGCCUGGGAAUGUAUCAAAAAUACUUCGCUGCCGGCUGCGGCUGCUUGAUGUUUCUGUUCGUGGUCUUUUUAUGUCUGGGCACACAAGUGAUGGCAUCCUGGGGCGAUUACUUCCUCUCCUACUGGGUAAAGAACAGCUCGUCCUCGUCCUCGUCCUCGUCCUCGGACAUCUACUACUUUGCGGCCAUCAAUAUUACGCUGAUCAUAUUCGCUCUAAUGCGUACGCUUCUCUUCUUCAACAUGGCAAUGCACUCGUCCACGCAGUUGCACAACUCCAUGUUCCGUAGCAUUACGCGAGUAGCCAUGUAUUUCUUCAAUACGAAUCCGUCGGGUCGCAUACUGAAUCGCUUCGCCAUGGACAUGGGUCAGGUGGAUGAGGUGCUGCCCCUUGUCAUGCUGGACUGCAUCCAGGUAUUCCUUACGCUGGCUGGAAUUAUAACGGUGCUAUGUGUUACGAAUCCGUGGUAUCUGAUCAACACGCUGGCCAUGCUGCUCUCCUUUUACUAUCUGCGCAAUUUCUAUCUGAGCACAUCCCGGGAUGUGAAGCGUCUGGAGGCGGUGGCUCGUUCGCCGAUGUAUUCGCACUUUGGUGCCACUUUGAAUGGACUGCCCACCAUACGAGCGAUGCGUGCUCAGCGAAUGCUGAUAGCCGAGUACGAUGACUACCAGGACAAACAUUCCAUUGGUUAUUACACAUUCCUCUCCACCAGCCGAGCCUUUGGCUACUAUUUGGAUUUAUUCUGCGUGAUUUACGUUUUGAUUAUAAUUCUCAACAACUUUGUCAAUCCGCCCGAGAAUCCGGGACAAAUUGGCCUGGCCAUAACACAGGCCAUGUCCAUGACUGGCAUGGUGCAGUGGGGCAUGCGACAGUCGGCCGAACUGGAGAACUCGAUGACCUCGGUGGAGCGAGUGAUUGAGUAUCGAAGCCUAAAAGCUGAGGGAGAAUUUAAUGCGGUGGGAGAGAAGAAACCGCCGGCCAGUUGGCCAGCAGCUGGUCAAAUUGUGGCCGACGACUUGAGUUUGCGUUAUGCGCCCGAUCCUCAAGCUCCGUAUAUACUCAAGUCAUUGAAUUUCAUCAUUGAGCCACGCGAAAAGGUUGGCAUUGUGGGUCGCACGGGCGCAGGCAAAUCCUCACUGAUUAACGCAUUGUUCCGGCUGUCGUACAACGAUGGUUCCAUAGUGAUCGAUGGGCGGGACACGGAGGAGAAGGGUCUGCACGAUCUGCGCAGCAAGAUCUCGAUUAUACCACAGGAGCCAGUCUUGUUCUCUGGCACAAUACGCUAUAAUUUGGAUCCCUUUGAGCAGUAUGAGGACUCCAAGCUGUGGCAAGCUCUGGAAGAGGUACAUCUCAAGCAGGAGAUCAGCGAGUUGCCAAUGGGUUUGCUGAGCAACGUUUCCGAAGGUGGCUCCAAUUUCAGCGUGGGUCAACGUCAAUUGAUUUGCCUGGCUCGAGCUAUUCUCCGCGAGAAUCGUAUACUGGUCAUGGAUGAGGCCACCGCCAAUGUGGAUCCGCAGACGGAUGCAUUGAUUCAGACCACCAUUAGAAGCAAGUUCAAGGACUGCACUGUACUUACCAUAGCCCACAGGCUGCACACUAUUAUGGAUUUGGAUAAGGUUUUGGUCCUAGAUGCUGGACAUGUUGUGGAGGUCGGUUCGCCUUUUGAGCUCUUGACAAAGUCGGAGAGCAAGGUAUUUUACGACAUGGUCAUGCAGACGGGCAAAACAACAUUUGAACAAUUACUAAAAAUUGCACAACAGACCUAUGAAAACAGCAAGAAAGAAAAGCCCGAAGACCUGAAACAAUAAUUGUUUUUAUAUCUAGCCAACCUAUAGUUAUAAACUAUAUAGUUUUUAUGUGCCUAUAUAAAUGUUCAUAAUUGUUCUGUACUUAAAGUAACUUGAGCAACUUAAAUGUUUAGAAAUGUUUGUGAAAUCAUUUAUUUUUAUAUUUUCAUGGAAAAGCAUAUACUUAA
Drosophila navojoa is the source of this 4225-nucleotide messenger RNA. RefSeq names its product putative multidrug resistance-associated protein lethal(2)03659. Gene Ontology annotation, cellular component: membrane. NCBI's taxonomy places the organism in Eukaryota, Metazoa, Arthropoda, Insecta, Diptera, Drosophilidae. The record is from RefSeq and is a predicted model, not a curated record. Gene Ontology annotation, molecular function: ABC-type transporter activity; ATP binding; ATP hydrolysis activity. Gene Ontology annotation, biological process: transmembrane transport.